AUUAAUCGUUGAUAGUUAUAUAUGUUACUACUUCAUGGACGUGUUGUAAUAGUUUCUUGAUAUUUCAAAUUGUAUUAACAGGAUAGGAAGGUCAUAUUUUAGAACGUUCUACUUUAUAAUGAAUCAGUUAUAUUGAUUAAUGACGAGUGUAUAUACCAUAUAAAAGAAACGUAAAGCCACUGAAUAACCAACAAAUAUUCAACCAGCGCUACAGGUUAACGUCUACAUAGUAUUUCGAUAUGGCUCAAUUUUUAGGAAAAUGGAAUUCAGUAUCUAUGACCAAUAUCGAAGCUGUAGGAAAAGUUAUGGGCUUUACAGAUGAAAUGAUUAAAAAGUACAAAGAAUCUAAAUGGACAUUUGAAUUCACAAAAGAUGGAGAUAAGUUUUCAAUUACAAAUGAAUCAAACAACACACCUAAAUCAACUAAUACAUACGAAGAGGGGAAGGAAUUGGUGACGAAAAACUCAUCUGGACAAUGUCUUAAGAUUACUAUCAAAUUUGACUCGGAUUCCAAAAUGACUGUAAUGGAAAAAAUGGAACUUUCAGCUGGUUGGAAAAAUGUAAAACUUGUACGAACAGUUGAAGGAAACAAAAUGACAGCAGUUUUUGAAGAACUGGAAAGUGGCGCAAAGAUGACCCAAAUUUUCGAGAGAUGCACAUAGUCUGAGGAACAAACAAACGGAGUGGUAGUGAACGUCAUGCAUAAGUGUUGUUUGUAUGUGUGAAAACGUCUCGAGAUGCCUAAUGAAUGUAAACACAAGAUGUGUGUGUGUGUGUGUGUGUGUGUAAUAAGAAAGCGACAAAAACAACUUUUUAAAGAACAGAAGAGCACAGAAGUCUUCUUCGAAAAUAAGACAAUCAUUUGUUUUUAUGCUUAACCACUAGAAUAUUUGUCUUAAAUAAACAAUGGUUGGCAGCUUUGCAAUAAGAAAAAAUCUGA
Molecule: messenger RNA, 940 nt
Organism: Mytilus trossulus (common blue mussel)
Lineage: Eukaryota; Metazoa; Mollusca; Bivalvia; Mytilida; Mytilidae
Product: fatty acid-binding protein, liver-type-like
Exons: 5
Coding region: 240-662 (140 amino acids)
Source: RefSeq, a predicted model, not a curated record